This is a messenger RNA of Octodon degus (degu), 734 nucleotides long. It is a transcript of the gene Gins1, whose product is annotated as GINS complex subunit 1. Gene Ontology annotation, cellular component: GINS complex. The coding region runs from base 100 to 690 and encodes 196 amino acids. The record is from RefSeq and is a predicted model, not a curated record. The transcript is spliced from 7 exons. Lineage: Eukaryota; Metazoa; Chordata; Mammalia; Rodentia; Octodontidae. Gene Ontology annotation, biological process: DNA strand elongation involved in mitotic DNA replication; DNA replication.
GUAGGGCACGGGAACGCGAGCCCCGCAGCCGAGAGCCGAGUGACUGUUCCGCGAGAGAACUGGCGGUGGAAGAGGUCACAGGAGCAGGGUGCAUCCGCUAUGUUUUGUGAAAAAGCUAUGGAGCUGGUUCGAGAGCUGCACCGCGCCCCCGAAGGGCAGCUUCCUGCUUUCAACGAGGAUGGAAUCAGACAAGUUCUGGAGGAAAUGAAAGCUUUAUAUGAACAAAACCAGUCUGAUGUGAAUGACGCCAAGUCAGGUGGACGAAGUGACUUGAUCCCAACCAUCAAAUUUCGGCACUGCUCUCUGUUGAGAAACCGGCGCUGCACUGUGGCAUACCUGUACGACCGGCUGCUUCGAAUCCGAGCCCUGAGGUGGGAGUAUGGCAGCGUCCUGCCGAGUGCUUUACGAUUCCACAUGUGUGCUGAGGAGGUGGAGUGGUUCAAUCAGUACAAAAAGUCUCUUGCCACUUACAUGCGGUCCCUGGGAGGGGCUGAAGGCUUGGACAUCACGCAAGACAUGAAACCACCAAAAAGCCUGUACAUUGAAGUGCGGUGUCUGAAAGACUAUGGAGAAUUGGAAGUGGAGGAUGGUACUUCAGUCCUGUUGAAAAAAAAUAGCCAGCACUUUUUGCCUCGAUGGAAGUGUGAGCAGCUGAUCAGACAGGGAGUCCUGGAGCACGUCCUGUCGUGACCUUGCAUCCUGUCGUGACCUUGCAUCCUGUCGUGACCUUGCGU